UGCCGUCGCCAUGCUGAAGCUGAGCAAAGAGGCGAAGCAGCGGCUGCAGCACUUCUUCAAAGGUGGCCAGUUCGCUAUCUGGUGGGGUUUUAUCCCCGUCGUGCUCUAUCUAGGCUUUAAGAGAGGUGCAGAUCCUGGAAUGCCUGAACCAUCCCUUCUAAGUUUGCUUUGGAGAUGA
This is a messenger RNA of Euleptes europaea (tarantolino), 178 nucleotides long. RefSeq names its product mitochondrial import receptor subunit TOM7 homolog. The coding region runs from base 11 to 178 and encodes 55 amino acids. Gene Ontology annotation, biological process: protein import into mitochondrial matrix. The record is from RefSeq and is a predicted model, not a curated record. Lineage: Eukaryota; Metazoa; Chordata; Lepidosauria; Squamata; Sphaerodactylidae. The transcript has a single exon. Gene Ontology annotation, cellular component: mitochondrial outer membrane translocase complex.